This is a messenger RNA of Patiria miniata (bat star), 2150 nucleotides long. Its product is annotated as glutathione S-transferase theta-1-like. Gene Ontology annotation, molecular function: glutathione transferase activity. Bases 127 to 819 code for a protein of 230 amino acids. Gene Ontology annotation, biological process: glutathione metabolic process. The transcript is spliced from 6 exons. The record is from RefSeq and is a predicted model, not a curated record. Gene Ontology annotation, cellular component: cytoplasm. NCBI's taxonomy places the organism in Eukaryota, Metazoa, Echinodermata, Asteroidea, Valvatida, Asterinidae.
UCUGUUUUAGACUUUUUUCGGGCGUUUUCGAAUCCCUGUUCUUGACAACAUUAACACGCGUGUAACACGAGAACGUGUUCUCGAGCUGGUUGUUACGAACGCACGGGAGGAUCAAAUGCUGUAAAAAUGAGCUUGAAAGUGUACUUCGAUUUGAUGUCCCAGCCGGCGAGGGCAGUUGUGCUGUUUUGUAAAGUCAACAAGAUUCCCUUCACGCCAAAACCUAUUGCAUUGAGAAAAUAUGAGCAGCAAAGUGAGGAGUACAAGCGCAUUAACCCAUUCCAAAAAGUUCCUACCAUACAAGAUGGUGAUUUCAAGCUUACUGAAAGUGUGGCAAUUUUGCAGUAUCUGGCAGAAAAGUACAACGUUCCCGACCAUUGGUAUCCGAAAGAUUUGCAAGCUCGCAGCAAAGUGCGAGAAUACAUGGCGUGGCAGCACAUGAACACGCGCAUGCACUGUGCGACUGUCUUCAUUCACGAGGUGAUUCUACCCAGAGCAACUGGAACACCCCCUGAUGAAGACGAACUCAAGCAACACGUCAACACAAUGCACACCACACUGACGGCCAUGGAGGACGUGUUUCUGAAGGACACGCCCUACCUCUGCGGAGACAAAAUCAGCAUCGCCGACUUGCUCGGAAUCUGUGAGGUGUUGCAAGUCACGGCAUCGGGACGCAACGUCACCGCAGGCCAUCCGAAACUCGCAGCCUGGAUCGAGCGCGUCAAAGCGGACCUGAGCCCGCAUUUCAACGAGGUGUUUGUGCUGCUGAACCGGGUGCGGGACAAGAACAUGCAGGAGAAAGCUCCACCGGCAAAACUGUAAAAUCGCAUCAUCCUUUAGAGAGAGUCGAAAUAAAAAUCUAUGAUCACGUCAUGACCAGAUUCCACUCAUGUUCAUCAAUUUGUCAUCACUCACGCUCCAACAGCAAUGGCUCUGUGUAGGAUCUGUAGAGGGCGCACUUUUGGCUUACUAAAGUGUGGGUGCUGCUCAAGAUUUUAAGGACCUGUCUCAUAUCAUAUCCGGGACGAGUUCCGGACAAGUUGCGGGUAGAAUCAUUCACUUUGUCCGGAAGAAGCUCUGCAUUUGUCCCAGACAUGUUCCAGGGAAAUUUUCAUUACCAGCUGCUUGACUCAUUGAUACUUCAAACUUCAUUGCAGGAAGAUUCAUUGUUAAGAAUCCUGCAACUUAUAAAUAAUACAAUGUCUGGAACUUGUAUCCGGAAAUUGUCCCAGAUAUGACUUGAGAGGGGCCCUAAGGCACUUACCAAGUGUGGCCCAAUGCAUGAUUCUCAUUAGGAAAUAUGGUUGCAGGGCAUGAGCCAAAAUUUCUUGCUACAUGUGAACUAUUCACACAGUACACACAUUGUAUUCUGCUUUUAAUGGAAAUUGUGAUUAUGAGGUAAAUAUCAAUCAAAAAGAAUAAGGGUAAAUGAAAACAUGAUUCAAUAAAUGUUGGCCAUUUUCCAGCCAAUAAGAACAUGUACCUGGGGCCAAUGGGCGCAACUACUGACCAAGGGAUGACCUUAUUAAUUAAAAAGAUGUGGAUUUAAUUUAAGGUCAUCCCUUGGUCAAUAAGUGUGCCUAUUGGCCCUACCAAUGUUCUUAUUGGUAGUAUGAGACUCCAUCCAGGGACACACUUAAGCUUAUGGUAUCAUGUUAUAAGCAACAGUUUAUAUAAUUUUCAAAUCUAUUAUCCAACUUCAUGUGAAUAUUAGUUCAUGUAAUAUGAUAAACAUUCGAAUUUGCUGUUUGAUUUCAGCGCGUUUGUCCAAACAAAAUUGCCAUGUAUGUGUUUUGUAAAGAAUUCAUGUAAUUACUGUCAAAUAUUUUCUUUAAAGUUUGUAAUAAAUUAUGAAACUUGAGAGAAAAUCAUUUCUGACGAUGAAGACUUUGUUGUUACUUGUAUAUAAUUAAGUUAAAGAAAUUACCAAGCCCUUUUCCAGUUUUAUAUUUUAUUAACGUGAAUUGUUCCAAAUAUUAUACAUUAGGCUUUAAAAUUAUUGAAAAAUAUUUGAAUACUACUACGCUGGGAUAUUUAAAAGCUCAAGAAUUUCAAUUUUUACAUGAUGAUAUUCUGACAAUAAGUGGUUGGGUCACUGCAAUUAAACUGUUAGUGAGGUAUGCAUGAUUGAGUUCAAAUGAAUACCUUAAGAA